AGCUGGUGACCAGCGGAGAAGAUACAGAAGCUAAAAUCACUAUGUGGAGCUGUGAGACCUUAAACAACAGUACGGAGAACAGCGAGGACCAGCAUCUCUGCCAUGACUUCCACCUCGUGCUUUCCAUCUUUUCCCUACUCUACCUCAUUAUAUGUUUCCCAAUUGGUCUGUGUUACAAUGGCUUGCUGGUCCUAGUUAAUCUCUAUAACAAAGCUACUAUGACUAUGCCAGACGUUUACUUUGUCAACAUUGCCAUUGCCGGUCUCAUCAUCAACGCGCUGGCCCCAAUGUACCUUCUAGGUCUUGCCAAUACAAAGUGGGCCAUCUGGAAUUCUAAUAACGAAGUUUAUAUUACCUUACUUAUUUUAUUCAAUGUCUCGUCUUUAGUUACCAUGUAUUCUACAACGUUACUCAGUCUGGACUACUACAUCGAACGUGCUCUACCUAGAACUUACAUGUCAAGCGUGUACAACACCAAACAUGUGUGUGGAUUCAUAUGGGGUGGUGCCAUGCUCACAAGUUUUUCAUCUCUCCUGUUCUACGUCUGCAAUCACGUAUCCACUAAAAUCAUUGAAUGUUCCAAGAUGCAGAACAAAGAAGCGGCAGAUGCGAUUAUGGUUUUUAUCGGGUAUGUUGUACCAGCCGUCGCUGUACUCUAUGCACUUAUAUUGAUCUUGCGAAUACGCAAAGAGGCUACGCCACUGGAUCAAGACACUGGACGAUUGGAUCCAUCGGUGCACAGGCUUUUGAUCGCCACAGUCUGUACACAGUUCACACUAUGGACACCCUACUAUGUUAUUCUCUUGGUAAGCACAUUUACUAAUGCACAAGGAAGAAUCGCAAAUGAAAGUUACGGUCGUAUAUUACAUUUUACCAAGAUUUUAUCAAAAUUCUUGGCUUUCUCAAGCAGCUUUGUAAUGCCUCUGCUCUACAGAUACAUCAACAAAAACUUUCCCAACAAAUUACGACGUCUGCUUAAAAAGAUACACUGUGGGAAUCAAGGGUGUUCUCAUGAACGCACAGUAGUACAGCAAGUAAUGACGUAG
Messenger RNA from Mesitornis unicolor (brown roatelo), 1046 nucleotides. RefSeq names its product G protein-coupled receptor 146 (gene GPR146). Gene Ontology annotation, cellular component: membrane. The transcript has a single exon. Lineage: Eukaryota; Metazoa; Chordata; Aves; Mesitornithiformes; Mesitornithidae. Gene Ontology annotation, biological process: G protein-coupled receptor signaling pathway. Bases 42 to 1046 code for a protein of 334 amino acids. The record is from RefSeq and is a predicted model, not a curated record. Gene Ontology annotation, molecular function: G protein-coupled receptor activity.